Pelodiscus sinensis (Chinese soft-shelled turtle) is the source of this 7847-nucleotide messenger RNA. The record is from RefSeq and is a predicted model, not a curated record. NCBI's taxonomy places the organism in Eukaryota, Metazoa, Chordata, Testudines, Trionychidae.
AUUGCUAGAAUGGCUGGCUGGAAGGUGAAAGUAAAUGGAUGUUCGAGGCAUGAACUCUCGUUGGAAGAUACUUGCUAAUUUUUAUUUUUGAAGAUGAACCCUAACAGUCCUUUUCGUGGACAGCAGCCUGCUGUUUUCCAAGCACCUUCUAAUAGUUCUGUCGGAAUAUUUCAAGCUCAAACACCAUUUCGAUUUGGUCAGCCAUCACUGUUUGGACAGAGCAGUGGAGGACCUGUACAGAACCUUGGGUUUGCCCAGCCAUCCAGCUUUACUCAGCCUUCAGGAUUAAGCCAGGCCACUUCAGGGCAAGCUGUGGGAUUUGGGCUACCCUCUGGGUUUACACAGGCUUAUGGUCUUAGACAGCCUACUUCUUUUGUGACUACUUCUCCAUCACCUAACUCUUCUAUUGUUGGAAACCAAGGAUUCAGUUUUAAACCACCUACUAAUCUUGGAACUUUUCAGAAUGGUUCUAAUUUUGGAGUUGCUCCUGGAGAAGUUUCAAGUAGUGGCUUUGUGGGAUCAGAAUUCAGUUUUAAAACUCCAGAAAAUGCAGUGUUUAAACCAAUCUUUGGUGCUGGUUCUGAGCCAGAAAAAACACAAAGCCAGCGCAUGCCAACAUCUUUUACAUUUUCCCAUCCGGUUAGUAGUGGGCCUGGAAUACUGGCCCCUUUUGGACUUUCCCAAGACACUAGUAGCUCUAGCACUAGUACAAACUUCAGUUUUUCAAAACCAGCUAGCAGCAGUAAUUUUUCAUCUUCCUUUGCCUCUUCUGUACUAAGCAGAACUGUUGAGGAUGACCAUAAAGGAACAAAGACACUCUUUGGAAGUCCUAGCAGCAGCUUCACUACUUUUCCUAGCUCAUCUUCUGGGUCCUUAGAUUUGGGAGGAAACUUCCAACUCAGUACAGCAACUAAAUCAGAACAUGAUGACGCUCAGAGUGAGCCACUUGACAGCCAUGUUAAAGGAAUGAAAAGAAAAGAAGAACGAGAUCGUUCCCCAAGAGGACGGGAUUAUGAUGUUGCAGAGGAGUCAGAGAUUGCAUCUAGGAAUGAUUAUCCUCCCGAUAAGCGGCCUGUUCGGUUAAACCGGCCACGUGGAGGAGGAGGCUUGUUUAGUCGAACGUUGCAGGAUGUGCUGAAAAGCAAUAAAGACAGUGGACGUGUUAAAAAAGAGCCAAAAAAGGAAAGAUUAUCCAUAGAAUCUGGAGAAAAUGAACAGGUGUUGGGCACAAGUCCAUCUGUGUUUGCAGGACCACGGCUUUCGACCCCAUUAAAGGAGGAAGAAGUGACAGAGCAAAUUGAAGAGAAAACUAAGCAAGAUUCUGCUAUAGUGACCCCUUCACGUCGAAAUCGAAGCAGUGAGAGUGUGGACAGCCUUGGUGGCUUGUCACCAAGUGAACUCACAGCAAUCCAGUGCAAAAAUAUCCCUGACUACCUUAAUGACAGGAAUGUUCUUGAGAAGCAUUUUGGACGGUCAAAAGUCCGGCGCAUCUUUACCAGGCGCAACAAAAAGCUCGCUAUUAUUCAUUUUUUUGAUCAUGCCAGUGCUGCUCAGGCAAGAAAGAGGGCAAAAGGGUUACACAAAGACAUAGUAACGUUUUGGCACAAGAAGAAAACAAAUCAUGGUAAGGGAGAAUUUUUGUCUAAGGAGAAGAAGGCAGAUGAAGAUGAAGGAAGACAAAGCAAUGAAGAACAAAACUAUCAGCAUUCCCCUCUUCGCAAAUCUUUAAUAAGAUCCUCUACCAGUAGCAACCUACCUAGUAAAAGUUCUCCAGCCAAGAAAUCUGCUCUUACAAAGUCGUUGCAAUUUGAGGCAGACCCAUUUGAUUCUGGAUCUGAAGGGCAGAACUCUGAGAGUUUGGUAGUAUCACCAUCCUCUCUCAGUAACCUGAUUGGUUCAGUGGCAGAGACCUCUGAAGACAAAUAUCGCCUUCUGGACCAAAGGGAUAAAAUCAUGCGACAAGCUCGAGUGAAAAGGACCCAUCUGGGCAAAGCUAAAACAUUUGUUGGCACAUGCCCAGACAUGUGUCCUGAAAAAGAACGCUACCUGAGGGAAACAAGGAACCAGCUUAGUAUCUUUGAAGUAGUCCCUGGAACUGACAAGGUGGAUCAUGCUGCUGCAAUAAAGGAAUACAGCAGGUCUUCAGCAGACCAGGAGGAGCCUUUGCCCCAUGAACUGAGACCUUCAGAGGUGUUGAGCAUGACCAUGGACUAUUUAGUUACCCAGAUCAUGGACCAAGGGGAAGGGAAUUACCGAGAGUGGUAUGAUUUUGUUUGGAAUAGGACACGUGGAAUAAGAAAGGAUAUAACACAGCAACAUCUGUGCGACCCUCUAACUGUAUCCUUGAUUGAGAAGUGCACUCGCUUUCAUGUUCAUUGUGCCCAUCACUUGUGUGAGGAGCCCAUGUCCUCCUUUGAUGCCAAGAUCAACAAUGAGAACAUGACGAAAUGUUUGCAGAGCCUGAAGGAGAUGUACCAAGACCUGGCUACUAAGGAUAUUUUCUGCAAGAGUGAAGCAGAGUUCAGAGGCUACAAUGUGCUGCUGAAUCUCAACAAGGGGGAUAUUCUCAGAGAAGUGCAACAGUUUCAUCCUGCUGUUCGAAAUUCAGCUGAGGUUAGAUUUGCAGUUCAAGCCUUUGCUGCAUUAAACAGCAAUAAUUUUGUAAGGUUUUUCAAGUUGGUGCGAAUAGCUUCCUAUCUAAAUGCCUGUAUCUUACACUGUUACUUUAACCAGAUUCGCAGAGAUGCACUAAAGUCUCUUAAUAUUGCCUAUACUGUCAGCACGCAGAGAUCCACUGUCUUUCCUCUGGAUAACUUGGUUCGCAUGCUGCUGUUCAGAGACUGCGAAGAAGCAACUGAUUUUAUAAGUUAUUACGGCUUGAGUGUAUCUGAUGGAUAUGUGGAGCUGAAUCGCUUAGCUUUCCUGGAAUCUGAAGGAUUGCCCAAACCAAGAAAAUCAUUGUUUAUUAAGCAGAAGCUAACUGCAUCUGUUGGAGAAAUUGUAAAUGGAGGAGCAUUACCUCCAGUAACUUGCCAUGUACCUAUCUGUAGCUUCAGUGGGCAGAACAGGUACAUAGGAGCGAGUAUUGCUGGGGAGCCAGCCAGCAGUAUCCAGAAAGCCCAUGCGAACGUGCUAGAAGGAAGGACGGAAGAGAAGGGCAUGGAGCCUGAUGGGACAGUGAUGCAAGUCCAACCUCCAGCUCACCCUUUGCCUCCACUGUUCCCUCGUCCUCCAGCAUCUUUGCCUGCUGCUGUACAGUCCCCCUUUCAGCCUGUUGUGCAGCCUGAGCUUCCACCUUCAGACCCUCUGCCUAGGUACACAGACAUGGACAUUGCAGAAGUGUUGGAAAGUCUGGUGCAUGAAGUUCUCAAAGGAGAGUGCAAAGAAAUUGUCAAGGCAGGAGCAGCAUAUGCAACUGCAGCUGUGUGUGCCUCUGAUGCCACCAUGGAGGAGCUCUUGACUGAAGUGAUGAUGGAGAUUCUCAGGCAAGUCGCAGCAGAUGUGGUCAGUGUAGAAAGAGAGCGAGUCAAAGAGGAAAAACGCAGAGCAGAAGAAGAGAAACAGAAGCAGGAAAGAGAACAGUUGAUAAAACAGUUGAGCCAAUCACUGGGUGCGGAGCUGACAGAAGAAGUACUAAAGGAAGGUAUUCAAGAAAUUUCGGCUAGUGAAUUAAAGUAUGCUUUGGAAAGAGACCGUAAAGCCCGCAUUGCCCGUUGUUCAGAGGAAGUCUGUGCUAAUGUAAUGCAGCUGUUUAUGGAAGAGGAGAUUUUCCAGAGUGCUAAGGAGACCCUCCAAGAGCUCCAGUGUUUCUGCAAAUAUCUGCAGCGAUGGAGGGAAGUGGUAGCGGCGCGGAAGAAGCUGAAGCAUCAAAUGAGGGCGUUUCCAGCAGCUCCCUGUUGUGUGGAUCCAAAAAACAAACUGAAAGCAUUAUCCCCCAGUGCAGAGUGUCCUAUUGCUAAGGAGAACCUAACUAAGAGAAUUGUAAACUUGGGACAUGCAGGACAACUAGGAAUCUCUUGCACCAGGUUAAGGUGGCUAAGAAACAGGACAAAGCAUCAAAUGAGAGUUCAGUACUUUUACCAGCAGUUGUUAUGUGAUGCAGCAUGGACUCCCCUGGAUCUACCUUCACUGAUCAUUGAAAAUAUUCCAUUUCAGCGAGAACACAUAUUUUGGAAGGUGCUCUUGGUGUUGCCAAGUUAUGAAGGAAGUCCAACAGAGGAUUCCAGCAGAGUACUAGCAGACUGGUUGAAAACCAAAUUUAUGGGAGAUAAAAGAUCAGAAGAUAUGAUUUCCAACCCAGAGCAGAGAGUCCAGACACUUUCAUUGUUGAACUCUGUUGGUAUGCAAGGAGAUCGAGCUGUUUGUGUCAACGUGUGUAUAAAGGUGGCCCAUGGUACCCUCAGCGAUUCGCAGCUUGAUGUGGCUGAGGCACAGAAGGAUCUGCUUGGAACUAGUGGUCUAGUUCUCCUGUUGCCCCCUCGAGUGAGAAGUGAAGAUGUGGCUGAGGAGGAUGUUUACUGGCUUUCGGCUUUGCUGCAAUUGAAACAACUCCUUCAGGCGAAGCCUUUCCAUCCAAUUGUACCUCUGAUGGUUCUCGUCCCUACGCGGGGAGAAGAAGCCACAGAGAAGGAAGUAGAAGAGGGUUUGAUGCUGCAGGACUUGAUUUCAGCUCAGCUCAUUUCAGACUACAUUAUUGUUGAGAUUCCAGAGUCUAUUAGUGACUUGCAAGGCACCAACAGGCUCUCCGAGGCAGUGCGAUGGCUGCUCUCCCAGUGCCCCAGCUCUGCAGAGCUCAGCUGCCAGACCCUCCAGCAAUUCAUUGAGGAUGGGCUUAGCCGUGAGUUCAGCGGGCGCUUCUACCAUGACCAAAAGGAGAGACGUUCGGCCGGCCUGGCCUCCCAAGAUCCCAGUGCUAUCAUUGAGCUGUACAACAGUGUACUUCAAUUCCUGUCUGGUGUGGUUUCCUCAGAACAGCUCUGUGACCAGUCCUGGCCUGUCACUGAGUUCGUGGAGUCAGGAGGCAACAAGCUGCUUCCUCACCUCAUGUGGAACACACUGGAACACCUGGGCUGGCUAAGGAAGGCAGUGCUGUCCUUCCAGAUCCCACACAUGGACCUUCCUCCUCAAGGGGCUCCCUGGCAUCCUGUCUGCUCCAUGAUUUUCCAGUAUGUUUCCCAGAUCGCCAGCUCUCCCCAGACCAAGCCGAUACUUCAGUCUCAAGUGGAGAAUUUGCUGAGCAGAACCUAUUGCAAAUGGCAGAGAAGUCUGUUGGCAAGCUCAGGAGAUGAGGGACCUGCAGUUGACGAGAUCCCCUGGGAUGAGAUCUUUGCACUGUGCAUUGAUCAUAAGCUCAGAGACUGGAAACGCCCCCGGCUGCCCGUCAUACCAGAAGCAGUGAGUGAAGAUGGCCAGAUAUAUGUCUAUUUCUUUAAGGAACAUUUAAAAACUUUCACUCUUCCUUUUUCCUGGGAGCAAGCCAGAGUGCAAACUCAGAAAGAGAUCCAGCAGGGAUACAAAAGGUCAAGGAUACGCUCUCCUCAGUCAUUUGCAAAACAUGAUCCCAUUGUGCUGCCUCACAGUGAGCAUGUUGCCAGCCUGGGGGAUCAGAAAAUGAGGAUUCCCAGUACAGUCGAUUUAACACACGUGGCCUCUGCCCAGGAGCUCCUACCAGAGCGCUUGGCUUCUAAUCUGGAGCUGGAGAAGAGAGAGCACCAGAGGUUUGAGGAGCAGCUACACCGGUGGUUAGCAGAAGACACUGAACAGCUCCCAUGCUCCUUGUCUCUUCCCCUCUAUCUUCCUCAGAGCCUGGUCUGUUCACCUCAGGUUAUCCAUCCUCUGAGUGAAACACCUACGAUUGCAUCCUCACAGGCUGGAAGUCAUGAGCAUCUGGUGGAGGAGACUGGCACUUCUCUGUCAGACAGACUGAAACAUUUGCAACGGCUGAUUAGAGCUAACAAGGAGGAGGAGAUUGCCUGUGAGCUCCAUCUAUCUGCCCUGUUGGACAUGGUGGAUGUUUAACUGGGGCCCACAGCAGCAUGUAGAGCAAGAUUUCCCAGGACGUGGGGUCAGACAAUAAAUGUCCCAGGAGCAGGUGCCUAUGCUAAAAACUGUCUCCUCUCUGGAGGAGUAACGGGAACAUACAUUAGACAGACAUGGAGCUUCUACAUCAAUCCCUCCCCCAACAGAGGGAGAUCACUCGCCUACACAGUCCUGUAUUCUUUGCAAGCCCAGGUCUGGAUUUUGUCUGGUGUCCUCUAGCACUAUGAUUCCUUCACACCAAGCUGCUCUGAUCCAUGAGCGGGGAAACUGGUUAUAUCAUGGCAAGUGGUGCUUCAGACUUAGUCUUAAAUUAAUGUUCUAAAUUCCCCUCACUUGUGUCCGUAUCACUGCCCCAGCAGAGAGGGGUAAACGGCUGUUCAGACAUUCAGUGCCAGCUCAGUUUCACAGCUAUAAAUGAACAAAUCAGCUGUCACCCUAUGACUGUCAGACUCCUGGCACCUCGCUUCUGAUAGUAUGGGAAGGCUACUGAGUAAACUGUAGACCAGGAUGACAGAUGACACAGAACAUUUUAGGCCUGGAACUGGAUUUUGGUCUUUGCUGAAAUGAGAACAAGAAAAUUCUGCCAGGAAUAAGAGCUUUUCUGUUGGAAUCAUGCCCUCAAUUUGCUUUUACUAAAUGAACGUUGUCAAGUAUUUUAGGCCUGAAGUCAGUGAGGAUCCUUAGGUAGAAGGGAACAGUGGGACUAAUCUAAACACUGUCCCAAUAUAGGUAGAAGUCACAGGCUGAGCAGUUUUGUAGUUUAUAGAAGCUAUUCUGUUUGGGUUUUUUUCAUUAUGUUGUUGCCUUUUGAGCCUCUUAGCUGCCCACAGAUAUUUGCUUCCUGUUUAAGAAACAGUUGGAGCAUUGUUCUUGUUUUCAAGAAUCCGUAAGCUUCCUGGUCUCUGAAUAAUGCUCUGUAGAAGGGGAUUCUGUCUUUUCUGGAUUAAGUUUUGUUAUGUUGACUGUUUAGGGAGAUAUACUGAAAGAGCUGCUCCCUUGUUAUGUGGAAUAAAAUAUUGCAGAUAGCCAAGUGUAUGUAUUUUUGUUUUUAAAUAACACAGAAGCAUUGAGGAAUUCUUGAGCAGGUGCUGUUUUUCAGCUUCUAACAAGCUUCUUUUUUUGAAAGUUGCAACUUUAUUUUAAAAUAAAAGCAGUAAUAUUAUCUGCAGUAGGUAUUACUACUCGUGGGUGAAUGUGUUCUGUGGCAAUAUUCCAAUGGAAGCAUUUGUUCAUCUAAGGAAAUCAGAUUUUCAGGCUUGGAUUGAUCAGGUAUGGUAAAACACGUUUAUUGACAAGGUUAGCCAGGAGCAGCUUCUCUUUGCCCACCAAUCAGAAUCAGUUGCCUACUUGAACAUGUUUAUUUAAAAUUCUGACUAAUCCCCAAGUUCCCACAUUUUGCCCAGUUUCUCUUUUUAAAGUAAAGCUUUUUAUUUAUCCUUAAAAUGUCAAUAGUAAAUGUGGUUUUAUGUUUUAAGUUAAAGAUCUGCUGAUUAAUAUUGGAAUAAGAGGGUUUAAGAAAAGUAAAGGGAGGUUGUGCUUAAAGGCUGUUCUUGCUAGCAAACUCUUUUGCAGAACCAUGCUAGUUUGAGAUGGUUUUUGAGACAGACUAAAAUGGAAAUGAACCCAUCCACAUGCAUUGUGCUCUCAGCAGUGCCUCACUUGUAAUGCUGUGGUUGAUCUGCUUUGCAUUGUUAUUCUUUUAAGACUAUGAAAUGGAAUCAAGAAACUUUGGCACUAUUUUAGAGAUGUUUUCAGCUAUGUACCAAUGUAAUCUUUCUGUUUAUAUAAUAAAUGUUGAGUGGCUUGAA